Grus americana (Whooping crane) is the source of this 2706-nucleotide messenger RNA. RefSeq names its product solute carrier family 25 member 30 (gene SLC25A30). Gene Ontology annotation, biological process: transmembrane transport. Lineage: Eukaryota; Metazoa; Chordata; Aves; Gruiformes; Gruidae. The transcript has 11 exons. The record is from RefSeq and is a predicted model, not a curated record. The coding region runs from base 284 to 1159 and encodes 291 amino acids.
GCAGGGCUUUAUAACCGGCGGUGCAGCGGCGGGCUGGCGGCUUAGCCUGGCGGUGGUUGGUACGAGAGGACGCGGGGGUCGAGGAGGCUUCGGUGAUAUUUCUCUGUGAGCUUCACCGAGUGCUGCUUCUGAAGGAGGACGGCGAUUUUCUCAGCUUUGCUCAGCAUCCUCCAGAGCCCUCCACCCCCGAGCAGGGACAUGCCGCUUCCUCCUCUUCGUUGUUUUUCCUCUCCCGAUACUCUUCAUCUCAAGGCGAAGCCGGAGGGAGAAAGAAGAAUCGAUAAUGUCAGCACUAAACUGGAAGCCCUUUAUUUAUGGAGGUUUAGCAUCAAUCACUGCAGAAUGUGGUACUUUUCCCAUUGAUCUGACCAAAACACGUCUGCAGGUUCAAGGUCAAGUUAAUGAUGCCAAAUAUAAAGAGAUCCGCUAUCGUGGAAUGGUGCAUGCACUAGUCAGAAUAUGCAGAGAGGAAGGAUUGAAAGCCUUAUACUCUGGGAUUGCACCUGCAAUGCUACGGCAAGCUUCAUAUGGAACUAUAAAAAUAGGCACUUACCAGAGCUUAAAAAGAAUGUUUGUUGAGCAUCCAGAAGAUGAAACCCUGAUAAUCAAUGUUCUAUGUGGCAUUCUUUCGGGAGUAAUCUCAUCGUCCAUUGCUAACCCUACAGACGUCUUAAAGAUCAGAAUGCAAGCCCAAGGUAGUGUGAUUCAAGGAGGAAUGAUGGGCAACUUCAUACAGAUCUACCAAAGGGAAGGCACUAAAGGAUUGUGGAAGGCAAUGUCAUUGACAGCACAGAGAGCUGCUGUUGUUGUUGGAGUGGAACUGCCGGUGUAUGACCUUACCAAGAAGCACAUAAUAAUGUCUGGAUUUAUGGGAGAUACAGUAUAUACUCAUUUCCUCUCAAGCUUUACUUGUGGGCUAGCUGGAGCCCUUGCAUCCAACCCAAUUGAUGUUGUGAGAACACGCAUGAUGAAUCAGAGAAGCCAACAACAUGGAGGACACUCAAACUACAAGGGUACUUUGGAUUGCUUGUUACAAACAUGGAAGAAUGAAGGCUUUUUCGCUCUGUAUAAAGGGUUUUGGCCAAACUGGUUAAGACUUGGUCCUUGGAAUAUCAUUUUCUUUCUGACCUAUGAACAGCUGAAGAAAUUAGACUUCUGACAUGUGGAACUGUAUGCUGGAUUCUGUCAAUGUACUGUUUGAGUUUAGAGCGACCUGUAAGUUAUCCUGAGUAUCUGCUCUUAUUGCCUGAGAUGCUGGUCAAAGGAAGAGGUCACUACAAGACUGUUGUGGAUGAGAGCAACCUGGAAGUGAUUUCAAGGCAAACUGGCUCCUGUGUGGCUUGCUCACGUCAUUUGGUGGAUGAUGUGCACUAUUUUCUGGACUGAACCAAACUUCUGUGAACUAUUUAAGUGUUCUUGAAUGUGAUGAUCUGUAAUGCAACUUUAUGCUGUUGAGACUCAGAUGCACAGUGUUUUGUAGGUGUAAGAGGUAAAUAACAAUCUUUCUCUCAAAGGAAGAUAGGUAGUACCAAGGAGCUGGGCUUUUCCUGUUUUCAGAAGUGUAUACAAUUUGACUGCAAUAGUUUAUAGUUUGCAAUGAACUGAAAGUGUCAUGAGACAUCAUUGCAGGCCUUCGGUUCAGUAAAAUACCUGCUGUGAUACAAAAUCUGCUCUGGUUUUAGAGAUUUCCUGUGUUCUCAGUCCUUAGAUGUCUGCAUAAUUUGCUGGGAAUAAUCCAGCUUCAUUUGAAAGUGUGGUUGCUACAGCUGUCAGUUUUGCACAGCUUGAGGAAAGUUGUAGUGGUGGAGUUUUUUUCGAUGUAUCAUUCUUGGUUUUCAGCACAAGUGAUUCUUCAAUACAUUCACAUGUAAAUUAUAAGUAGGAAUGGAGUUCAGGCAAGUCCAUGCUCAUCUGCCAGUCUUGCAGAGAAACUUUCCAUGCUUCUUCCCUUGUUGGGAAGAACUAGGUGUAAUGGUUACCGGCUGUUCUGUAUCAUCUGAAAGACAAAGCUUUAUGCCAAGCAGUUCAGGCUGUCACCUGAACAUAGGUGUCUAUGUAAAAAGAAGCAAAUGCCUCCAAAGGUAAGUCUGCUAUACAGACUGCUUUCCUUCAUUUAAAAAGACACCCAAAACCCCACUGAGCGCUUUCCUAUAGCGAACAGGCCCAAGUUGCUGUUACAUGCAAGUAAACACACAUGUAGAAAACAACUGCAACUUCCCUGAAGCGUUACCUUUUGGGUUAAACAUAUAUCAAAACUGCAGAGCCAUUAACUAAACAGUUAUGUCAAGGUUCUUACAAAUGCUGCUGUUAAUUCCAAGAAAGGAAAUGUGUGAGGUGCAAGUUGUACAGUCGUUCCUCCUGUGCACGCAGAGGGUAGCAAAGCAGGAUGCACAGCUUUGGAUUUUUGUGGCACUGUAUUAAUCUCUUAAAUGUUUUUGGUUAAUCAUACAUUCCACUUAAAGAAAUUUCUAUAAUCACUUAAAAGUAAUAAUUUUGAAUUCAUAAAUGGAUUUUUAAAUGCACAAGGCACUUUCUUUCCUAAGGUAUAAUGUUUUUCUAUGUAUAUGGAUAUGCUUAUGUGAAGUGUUUUUUCCUUACAGCUGUUUCUAUGCUUUAAUAGAAAUAUUUGUAAAUAUUUUUGUACACUGUGUAAACUAAGCAUAUGUUUUACAUUUUUAAGCUUAUUAAAAGUUUUAAAAUCAUCAC